Messenger RNA from Eremomyces bilateralis CBS 781.70, 1635 nucleotides. RefSeq lists its product as uncharacterized. Gene Ontology annotation, cellular component: nucleus. The coding region runs from base 1 to 1635 and encodes 544 amino acids. Gene Ontology annotation, molecular function: zinc ion binding; mRNA binding. The record is from RefSeq and is a predicted model, not a curated record. Gene Ontology annotation, biological process: regulation of mRNA splicing, via spliceosome. NCBI's taxonomy places the organism in Eukaryota, Fungi, Ascomycota, Dothideomycetes, Eremomycetales, Eremomycetaceae. The transcript has 7 exons.
AUGGCGUGGCGCAACCAAGGAAUCACUGGUUCCAACAACAUCCCGUUAGGAAAUCGCCGCCGUUUUGGCGAUGGUGAUGGGCCGCAAGAUGGCUUCACGCCAUCGGAGACUGGGAGUCCAGCCCCAGACCUGAAGCGUGGACGCAGUCCAAUUCGAGAGUUGAACCCCGACGGCACGAAGAAGCGAAAGAAGCGAAACCGAUGGGGCGAUGCGACAGAGAACAAGGCCGCGGGUCUCAUGGGAUUGCCGACAGCUAUCAUGGCCAAUAUGACUACUGAACAGCUGGAGGCUUAUAUCGUCCAUCUGCGCAUCCAGGAGAUCAGCGAGAAGCUGCGGAUUAACGAUGUUGUCCCAGCUGAAGGCGACAGAUCUCCAUCCCCUCCUCCACAAUACGACAACUUCGGCCGUCGCGUGAAUACUCGAGAAUACCGUUACCGAAAGCGUUUGGAAGAUGAGCGGCACAAGCUCGUCGAGAAAGCGAUGAAGAUGAUCCCAAACUAUCAUCCACCAUCUGACUACAGACGGCCUACCAAGACCCAGGAGAAGGUCUAUGUGCCUGUUAACGAUUAUCCAGAGAUUAACUUCAUUGGACUACUUAUCGGACCACGUGGAAAUACUCUAAAAAAGAUGGAAACCGAAUCUGGCGCAAAGAUCGCCAUCCGUGGCAAAGGAUCUGUCAAGGAAGGAAAAGGUCGAUCUGACGCGGCUCACUCCAGCAACCAGGAAGAAGAUUUGCAUUGCUUAAUCAUGGCCGAUUCGGAGGACAAGGUGAUUAAGGCGAAGAAGCUCAUCCAUAACGUUAUUGAAACGGCCGCUUCCAUCCCAGAAGGACAGAACGAAUUGAAGCGGAAUCAACUUCGCGAACUCGCAGCCCUCAACGGUACUUUGCGAGACGAUGAAAAUCAGGCCUGCCAGAAUUGCGGCGAGAUCGGUCACCGAAAAUACGACUGCCCUCAACAACGGAAUUUCACCACAAAUAUCAUCUGCCGAAUCUGCGGUAAUGCAGGCCACAUGGCACGAGAUUGUCCCGAUCGUCAACGAGGUACCAAUUGGCGGAACGAUGACCGAGGUCCUCGCCCAGCUGGCAGGAUCGGAGCUGGAGAUGCUGUGGAUCGCGAAUACGAAUCCCUCAUGCAAGAGCUGUCGGGUGGUGCCGCAUCCAGCGGUGCCCAGCAAAGGAUCGAGUACAAUGAUGAGGGUUACGGUGCUGCAGCUGGUGGCGAAAAUCUCAAGCCCUGGCAACGUGGUCCAACUGGGGCUCCCGCGCCAUGGCAGCAACGAGACAACGAUCGCGGUGCCUCAGGAUCGGCUCCCGCGCCAUGGGCUGCUGGUGGAAGCGGUAAUCGAACAAACGACAGCUACGGAUAUGGCCAGCAGCAGGGAUAUGGUGCCCCUCCGGCUCCAUCUGGGGCUGCACCUUGGCAGCAGGCAGCGCCUCCCGCUCAAGCUUCAGGUUACGGGUAUGGAUACCCUGCCGGUGGUUAUGGUGCGCCUGGUGCACCUGGUGCGCCACCUGCGCCGGGCAUGUAUCCUGGGUAUGGUGAUAGUGCGGCUCCUCCACCUCCACCUCCGACUGAUGCUGCUCCUCCUCCACCACCGAACGAGCAACCUCCUCCACCUCCCCCUGGCGCUUGA